Messenger RNA from Agrilus planipennis (emerald ash borer), 1773 nucleotides. RefSeq names its product DNA polymerase theta-like (gene DNApol-theta). Gene Ontology annotation, molecular function: DNA binding; DNA-directed DNA polymerase activity. The transcript is spliced from 6 exons. Gene Ontology annotation, biological process: double-strand break repair via alternative nonhomologous end joining; DNA-templated DNA replication. NCBI's taxonomy places the organism in Eukaryota, Metazoa, Arthropoda, Insecta, Coleoptera, Buprestidae. Bases 79 to 1491 code for a protein of 470 amino acids. The record is from RefSeq and is a predicted model, not a curated record.
AAAAAUUCAAACAGAAACCAUCCAAAAAUCGGUGACUGGAUACUGGAUCCAGAAGGAAAAGAAAAAAGUUUGCGGUCUAUGGUUCUACAUUACUACUGUAAUUUAAUGAAUUUAAAUGAAUUUGCUGGGACAAGCAAGGGUGUGAGCAGCAUCGGUUUAGAUGUUAAUAAUUGCGUGGAUUCAAAGUUAAGAUCUUCUAUUGAAGCGAUCACAUCGUGGUAUAUUAUUGGUGCAAUUAAAAAUAUUUUAAUAUCUCAAAAUCCAAAACUUUUAGACACAUAUAAAACUGAAAUGGAACACUUGUUGUGUUUAACCCAUAUGGAACUGAAUGGUAUAGGUGUUAGCCUUCCUAUACUUCAACAUCUUGUUGACUCUUUAAAAAUGCAAUGUUUAGCUCUAGAACGGCAAGCGUUUAGUUUAACUGGUAGACGAUUUUCGUUCACAUCAUCCAAAGAGGUGGGGAAAGUUUUGGGUUUAUACAAAGGAAAUAAAGUUAGUACGAGUAAGGAAGUGCUUGAAAAGAUUGAUAAUCCUAUAGCCAAAAUCAUAAUUCAGUGGAGAAAGUUGAACAGCACUCUCAACAGAAUGUUGUAUCCGUUGAUAAGAAUGGUACAAAACGAUCGCAUUCAUGGUACUUGUAUAACUCACAGCGCCACCGGAAGAAUUUCAAUGCAUGAACCUAAUUUACAAAAUAUACCGAGGAAUUUUGAAAUAGUGAACCCCAUUUCAAACGAAGAAUUGUUGAUUAGUUGCAGAGACGCAUUCGUAGCUCCCAAGGGAUGUCUGUUACUCUCUGCUGAUUACUGUCAAUUAGAACUUAGAUUAUUGGCUCACCUUUCAGGAGACAAAACACUUUGUUCUAUAAUGAGGACCAACGAAGAUGUUUUCAAAUCAAUAGCAGCUAAAUCUAAUAAUAUCAACGAAUCAGAAGUAACGGAUACCCUUCGUCAGAGGGCGAAACAAAUUUGUUACGGUAUAAUUUAUGGUAUGGGAAUAAAAGCCCUAGCAGAACAGCUAUCUGUUAAUGAGGAAGAAGCAUUGGAAUUUGUCGAAACGUUUCACUCGAAAUAUCCAGGUAUCAAGAAGUUCAUAAACGAAGUCAUAUCUAAAUGUAAAGAACUGGGUUACGUUGAAACGUUGGCAGGUCGCAAAAGAUUUUUGCCAAACAUAAAAAAUGAAAAUGUUACAGAUAGAAGCCAAGCGGAAAGGCAGAGCGUUAAUACUACAAUACAAGGAUCAGCCGCUGAUAUCGCAAAAAAAGCUGUCAUAUUAAUAACCUGUAAUUUUAAAAGAAAAUUUAAGUCACAAUGUCCUAAGUUAGUAUUACAAUUGCAUGAUGAAUUUUUGUUUGAAGUACACGAAAAUAACUUAAAACAAAGUGCCCAAAUUUUAAAAAAAUCAAUGGAAAACGCUGUUAGUCUUCCUAUACCAUUUCCAAUAAAACUGAAAUAUGGCCAUUCUUGGGGCAAAAUGAACGAAAUGAUACUGUAAUUUAUAAAUAGUCGACAAUUGUGACUUUUUAAUAACUUUACACACUUAUUUUAUCAUCUUAAAUUAUUCAAGUAAUUUUACAACAACAAUACUGUGAUCUUUAUGUUAUGAUUUGUUGUUUAUCCGAUUUAUAAAUCUUGUGAUUUAUAAUAAGUGAUGCCACAAUUUUAUCAUUCAUCAUCACGAAAAUAACUUAAAACAAAGUGCCCAAAUUUUAAAAAAAUCAAUGGAAAACGCUGUUAGUCUUCCUAUACCAUUUCCAAUAAAACUGAAAUAUGGCCA